This is a messenger RNA of Didymella exigua CBS 183.55, 4434 nucleotides long. RefSeq lists its product as uncharacterized. NCBI's taxonomy places the organism in Eukaryota, Fungi, Ascomycota, Dothideomycetes, Pleosporales, Didymellaceae. Gene Ontology annotation, molecular function: ATP binding; ABC-type transporter activity; ATP hydrolysis activity. Gene Ontology annotation, biological process: transmembrane transport. The coding region runs from base 1 to 4434 and encodes 1477 amino acids. Gene Ontology annotation, cellular component: membrane. The transcript has 3 exons. The record is from RefSeq and is a predicted model, not a curated record.
AUGGCGACCACUGCACAAUCCGAUCACUCCGGGAUAGACGAGAAAGUCACCACAAAGGCCGACGAUGAAGAGCAGUACGCUUUGCAGGUUGGAUGGAAGGCGCUGUUCGGUUUCACCACCAGCAGUCACGUCGCAGUACUGAUCAGCGCGCUCACAAGUGCAGCUGCCGCUGCAGCUACACUGCCGAUCUUCUCCAUCAUGUACGGGCGCAUCUUUGGCGCGUAUGCGAACUAUGGUGCUGGGAAGUCUAACGGCGACGAGCUGCUGAGUGAGAUCUCACGGCUCUGCGUGAUCAUUACUGGCGUUGCUGCCGCUAGCUGGAUACUAAACAGCAUCUUCUUCUUCCUCUUCCUCUUUUUUGGAGAGUUACAAGCAAAGAGCGCAAGGACCAGGAUUUUUAACGUGAUGAUCCGAAAAGACAUGGCAUGGUAUGACAUGCGCGAAAGUAGCGUAGCUGCGUUUCUGCCAACCAUUCAAAUGCAGAUCCGCGACCUGCAGCUCUCGGUCUCCGCGCCACUCGGUGAAGGACUACAAUGUGUGAUCGCAGCAAUCAUAGCUAUUGGCGUAGCCUUGUACUUCUCGUGGAGUCUCACCCUUGUCGCCAUCUGUACAGUACCUUUAAUUUAUCUCGUAGAAGCCUACCUGUCUAAGAGACUCAAUGCACGAACGCAUGAGCAAGCCAUCCAGCUUCAAAUGGCGUUAAAGCACAUCACCAAUGCCAUACAAAACAUCGAGACGGUCAAAUGCUACAACGGCCAGGAGCACGAGCUUCAAGCAUUCACAAAGACCCACACGAUUGCAGCAAACCUAUACAAGCGGGUGGCGAACCUGCGAUCUAUGCAGAUCGGCCUGAUACAGUUCUUCACAUUCACCGUUUUCGUUCAAGGCUUUGCCUACGGCUCUUAUCUGAUCAGGACUGGAAGAAACGACGUCAGCAGUGUUAUCACUACAUUCUGGGCAGCUUUGUUGGCAAUCGGAGGAAUUACUGGUUUCCUUCCACAGUUCAUUGUCAUGCAGAAGGGCAAAGUCUCUGGUUCAACACUUCGAGCGAUGAUGGAGCAAAUGUCUAGGGAAGAUGCACCGCAUGAGCAGCAAGGAGAGUUCAAGCCUGCAACAUGCCCAGGCGAUAUCGAGCUCAGGCGGGUCACCUUUUCGUAUCCUACACGAACCAACGAGAUUGCUCUUCGGGACGCGAAUAUCUUCUUCCCGGCCGGAGAAACUACUUUCGUCGUCGGCAAGAGUGGCUCGGGAAAGAGCACCCUUGGCCAACUGCUGGCUCGGUUCUACCAGCCAUCUUCUGGUCAAAUAUUACUGGACCAUGUGCCGCUCACCAAACUGGAGAUCCACUGGCUGCGACAGAAUAUUACUCUUGUAGAGCAGCAUAGCGUUUUAUUCGACGACUCCAUCCGAAAUAACAUUGCUCUGGGCGACCAGAACGAGACCAUAACGAUGGAAGACAUGAGAAAUGCGGUCAGUUUCGCGAUGCUGGAGCCUGUGGUGGAAGGGUUCCCAGCAGGUCUUGAAACCCAGCUGGGUGCGACAGGUAGCUCUCUCAGUGGAGGUCAGAUGCAGAGGGUGGCAUUGGCGCGUGCUCGAAUACGCGACACACCUGUGUUAAUUUUGGACGAGUCCACCAGUGCCCUCGACUAUGUCACUCGAGCCAUGAUUUUCCACGGUAUACGGGAAUGGCGACACGGCAAGACAACUAUCAUCAUAACACACGACAUCGCACAAAUUCAACCAGACGACUUUGUUUACCUGCUCGAUAAAUCUGAAGUGCUUCAAGAGGGCUAUCGCAAGGAUCUAGAAAUAGAGACUGGCAUCUUUCAGUCCUUUCUUGCGACACACGAAGGGAAGAAAUUCGACACAGAUGAUGAGUAUGAGUCGGAAGAUGAGAUUGAAGAUGCUCAGGAAGAUGAGCUAAUGUCGCUGUAUCGCGACUCCUGGGUGCCUCCACCCAUCAAACGCCCACUGUCCGCCGUUUUGUUCGGACAGUCCGUUUUGUCAUCUUUACAAGCUGAAGUGACGCCGACUUCGGGUCUAGUACUUCCUGAUACUAUCGACAGUAGGGCAGACAAGCGACUAUCAAAAGUAAUCCACGAACAGAACUACACCCUCGAGCAGGACGGCAUAUUUCCACCUACGGACGACACGCAGCCCCGACCUCCACCAGAGCCGAUGUCACCAGUAUCACCUGUGUCGCCCGUCAUGAACACCUUCAACACCGCACGCACAUCCCGAACCCUUCUCAACGACCGCCUCUCUCGGACGUACUCGACCAAGGAAGAUGGCUACGGCAGGUCACACUCUCGAGCUAUGCCACGACCGAUGCCAAGCCACUCGGCUUACCCGAAGCGACCGUCUGUUACGGUAGACCGCACUUCGUACCACGCGCAGCCCGUGAAGCGUUCAAGGCGGAAGCAGCUCCGUUCCAAGCUAAGUCGCGAAAGGCUUGUCAACAUACCACUGCCUCCCGCUGACUCGCUUCCUAUCAUGCACAUCUUGAAGACCGUGUGGCCGGUCAUCGAUUGGAGGUCACGACUUACUCUCUGCGUUGCCUUGUUGGCAACAUUGGUGCAUGCAGCAGUGACGCCAAUAUUCGCUUGGGUAUUCUCACAGCUUCUCUCCACAUUCUACGCUAUUGAAGACACCAAAGCGGAAGCGCUUCGAUACAUACUCAUCAUUUUGGCUCUCGCCGUUAUAGAUGGUCUGGCCGAAUACGUAAUGUUCUAUAUGUACGAUUGUGUCGCACAGUCGUGGACUCAAGCGCUCAAGACUGAGGCCAUGAGGCGUAUCCUGGCACAGCCUCGCGAGUUCUUCGACGAAAUGGAAAACAGCACAGCACGCUUGACCGAGACUUUGGAUCACUUCUCAGAAGAAGCUCGUAAUCUACCUGGGCGUUUCACGGGAAUUUUUGUUGCUAUGUUCUUUGUGCUGGCGAUCUCUCUCAUAUGGAGCUUGGCCAUAUCCUGGAAGAUAACACUCGUUGCUCUUGCGUCAGGACCUAUCCUCUACGCCACCACAACGGCGUAUAACCUAAUAAGUAGCCACUGGGAGAACCUAGCGAACGAAGCCGCCGACAAUGUAGGUCAGGUCCUCCACGAGACCUUUGUCAACAUCCGCACAGUACGCUGUCUCAACCUAGAGGACCACUUCCACAAGAAGUACGAAGAAGCAACAACCAACGCCGUCAACGUCGGUUUCAAACGCGCCAUCUACUCUGGAUCGAUCUUCGGUCUCUUGAACUCGUCCGCCUUCUUCGUGACAAUCGCUCUCUUCUGGUUCGGCGCCUGGCUCAUCUCCCGCAAAGAGCACACUGUGCUCAGGGUCACAGAAACGUUCAUGAUCCUGAUGCUGUCCAUCAACGACGUCAGCAAAAUGAGCCAAUACAUGACCCAAGUCAACAUCUCGCGCGAAGCCGGCGCACGCCUGCUCCGCCUCGCACGCUUACCAACAACAAGCCACGAAGAUCACGGCACUGUAGCCAUCGAGAGAGCAGAAAACAUCACUUUUACCAACGUGAAUUUCACAUACCCCACCCGUCCUUCCACGCAAGUCCUUAACAACCUCUCCUUCUCCAUCCCUCGCGGCUCCUGCACCGCCAUCGUCGGGUCCUCUGGGAGUGGAAAAUCCACCAUUGCUGCACUUCUGCUGAAACUCUACCCCACUGCGGGUCCCUGUCUUCGGACUGGUUUCCUCGCUUCCACUGGCAAGGAUCUGAGUAUCAAUGGCCAAAGUGUCAAGGCUCUGGAUACGCACACUCUGCGUUCGCGCAUCGCUAUCGUUAGCCAGACCCCAGUGCUAUUCCCUGGCACCAUCGCGCAGAACAUCGCGUAUGCUUUACCUCCCUCCUCUCCCCAAACAAGUCUAGAAUCUAUCCGACGCGCUGCUACCGCCGCGGGCGUGUCUGAAUUCAUCAAUUCUCUGCCAAACGGGUACGCGACGCUCAUCGGCGAAGGCGGCACUACACUAUCCGGGGGCCAGGCACAACGCAUCGCCAUCGCGCGCGCACUCGUGCGAGAACCUGAUAUCCUGAUCUUGGACGAGGCGACCUCUGCGCUAGACGUCAUGGCCGCGCGCACGAUCCGGGAUACUAUCAAGCGCCUCGUCGCCACCUCAGACUCCGAGGAUGAUAGCAGUACCCAGGGUAGCAGAGAGGGUGGGCUCUGGACUGAUAAGGAUUUGGAGGAUGAGGUCAAGAGUGCGGGCUGGUUGAGAGCGCGAGGUAUGGGCACGAAGGGGAAGCAAGUCAAGAAACAGAUGACUGUGAUAAUCAUCACGCAUGCAAGGGAGAUGAUGAGUGUGGCGGAGCACAUCGUAAUGCUGGAUAAGGGAAAGGUGGUCGAAGAAGGCGGGUAUGCGGAAUUGAGACGGAGGAGGGGUGGUGCGUUUGCCAGGCUGCUGAGGGGUGAAGCGUUGGAGUCCGGGGUCUGA